This is a messenger RNA of Leptinotarsa decemlineata (Colorado potato beetle), 1419 nucleotides long. Its product is annotated as growth hormone-regulated TBC protein 1-A. Gene Ontology annotation, molecular function: small GTPase binding; GTPase activator activity. Gene Ontology annotation, biological process: regulation of GTPase activity. The record is from RefSeq and is a predicted model, not a curated record. Lineage: Eukaryota; Metazoa; Arthropoda; Insecta; Coleoptera; Chrysomelidae.
GUCUUUACAUACAGUUCAGUCAUAAAAUUACUAAAAUACAAGCAAUAUCAUAAUGCGAAUGAAUAAUGAAUAUGACUUAUGAGUAUUGCAAGAAUUCUCUUUACUGACUUAUUACUAUUUAGGUUCAUUUUCAAUAGUAUGUAAACAUUUCUGAAAUUUGAAGUUCCAAAACCAUAUUUGAUAAUUCAUUUUGCUAUAUAAAGCUUUUCUAUGUACUAAAGACAAAUUAUUUACGCUUAAUGUGUAAAUAUUAGGAACGUGAAUGCACUGAUGACAUGAGUAAUAAACAUCUACUCAAGCUCAUCUCUGCUCUAAUUAACAGUUAACACCAAUUAAAAAAGUAAUGAAUCAUCCUUAGUAUUUUUCAAAUUGACUUGGACAUGUUGGGAAAGAGAUAACACUUGCAUCAAUGGCAAAAUCCAGUUACAGUAAAGUAGACGAAUAUGGAUUUGAACGCCCAGAAAAUUUCAACUAUGAGUCAUAUGAUCAGUAUAUGUCCCAAUAUUUCAGAAUAUUGACCCGUAGGUCACAAAGAUGGAACACAUUAAAGGGAGAUAUCUUCAAAAAACCCAACACCCUCAAAAGGUUUAUAAGAAAAGGAAUACCAAGUGAUCGUCGCACAUCGGUUUGGAUGCACAUUUCUGGAGCAGACAAUUUGAAACGAUCAAGUAAAUUGACAUAUAAUGAACUGAAAAUGAAAAUUAAUAAUCAGAAUAUAAUAGACACAAUCCAAAUAGAUUUACCAAGGACCUUUCCAGAUAACAUUUACUUCUCUACUCAUGAGUAUCUCCCCAAAAUGCUCUACUAUGUCUUGGCUACUUUCGCACACCAAAACAAAGAAGUAGGUUACUGCCAGGGCUUGAACUAUAUAGCAGGAUUGCUGCUUCUCGCCACAAAAGACGAGGAAGCCUCAUUCUGGCUCCUCAAAGUUCUUGUUGAACAAAUUCUACCUCAAUAUUACAUUGUAACUAUGACUGGCCUCUUGACUGAUCUCGAUGUCUUAGACGAACUAGUUCGUAAAUAUGAACCUGUUGUACAUAGACAUAUACACAAUAUUGGGAUGCCUUGGGCAAUGGGCACCACCAAAUGGUUCAUUUGCUUGUUUUCGGAGGUGUUGCCUACAGAAACUGUAUUCAGGAUUUGGGACUGCUUGUUCCUUGAAGGAUCAAAAAUAAUUUUUAGAGUGGCACUAACCUUGAUAAGGUUGCACAAGGAAAAUAUUUUACUAACAAGUGAAUUGGGAGAACUAAUAACUUGUUUUAAGGAUAUGAGGAAUCAUCAAUCUGUGAUCAAUUGUCAUCAAUUUAUGACUGUAAGUUUAUCAUGUUUCGUAAAAAUAUUAAAAAAGCAAAACACUUUGGUGUUGUAAUUACAUAAAGAAGGGUAACUUCCAAUGAAAGGAAAAAAAUUAACAAAUGA